AUGGAUUCCCUCGCGCGAUUCUCUGCUCGGUCUGGACAUCUCAAGCGAGAACUUGGUAAACGUCGGACUAAGCGUCAUCCUCCAUCUCCUGAGGGCAACAACCCUCUCACACGACGUGCUGAUCCCGACUGCGAACCUGCCGACCCAGCAAACACCGUGACCGACCGACUAAACACACUUUUACGCAACGGAGGCCCAGGAUACACCCUCAGACUAUGCCCUAACGAACGUUAUAUGAUACAAGCGCCCAUCACCUUCGCCCACCCCAACCAGGAGAUAAGCACCUUAGGAUACCCAAUUGACGACGAGCGCGCCGUCCUAGUGGUUUCUGGGCCAGUUCAGAAUGGAGAAGGACAUACCGUUGCUGUAGAUGGUACCUGUAACGAUUGCGAUGGAGUAAAGCUUCGCAAUAUCCAGAUUGACGGGGACAGAGGGAACGCGCCGCCAACCAAAGGUGGAGGCAAUAUCGAAAUGGGCGGUGACAAUUCGAACCAACUUAUCGAGUACGUGCGGACGUACAACCCCAGGUCGUGGACGUGUCUACACAUAGCCGAGGGCCCUCUGAGUUGCAACAACGUGACCAUCCAGUACAAUGACAUUGGGCCCUGUGGAGUAGAUACGUUCCAGGAAUGGGCCGACGGAAUUAGUCUGGCCUGUCGCAACAGCCUGGUGAAGGAGAACUUGAUCUUUGACGCCACGGACGGAGGGAUUGUUGUCUUCGGGAGCCCCGGUUCUGUCAUCGAAGACAACACGAUAUGGGUCGCCAACACCAUGUUAUUGGGAGGCAUAAACAUCGUCGACUAUAACCCCUUUGAGGGCGAUUACAGGGGCACCGUGGUGCGAAGAAACAACAUUAUAGGAGGCUUCGCGAACGAUGGACAGGAACCUGGAGAUACGCACGGAUUCAACAACGAGACAGCGAUCAUCAAGAUUGGAAUUGGCAUUGGCCCACGGACCUGGUUUGGAGACCGCUACGGAGAGAGUCGCAACAACGGUGGAAUGGUCACCUCCAACACCUUCUCCGGCGCCUUCUCGUACGCCAUCGCCAUCACCUCCGCCAACAACUUCACCGUCCUCGACAACAAAUUAGUGGGAAACACUGCGUUCAUAGGCGCUCGAGGGCCCAACUGCUCAGAUUCCGACCACGUACCCGAACCAGCACCUUUCAUAGUCGACUGGGCCACAGUUGGCACGGACAUGAACAAGGGAAGCGGAAAGGUCCAGGACGACUUUGUGGGUAUCUCUGAUGGCGACAGCCUCACUUGCGUCUUGCCCCCUAACGGUGGCGACUUCUGGCCCUUUGGAACCAACCCCGGAAAUACCGCAGAGGAAGCGUUCUCUGACAAGAAUAAAGACGACGAAGGGGGGAGUCCAGUUGGGAUCGUUGUCGGUGUCGUGAUUGGGAUCAUCGCAUUGGGCGUGAUCCUGUUCUUUGCGAGGAAGUGGUACAUGCGAAAGAUGGAGGAGAAGAGGUGUUUCGAGGCGAGUCGACAGAUGGCACAGAAGAGGGCGUAUACCCAGCAAUUACCUUAA
Messenger RNA from Coprinopsis cinerea okayama7#130, 1533 nucleotides. RefSeq lists its product as hypothetical. Lineage: Eukaryota; Fungi; Basidiomycota; Agaricomycetes; Agaricales; Psathyrellaceae. The transcript has 5 exons. Bases 1 to 1533 code for a protein of 510 amino acids. The record is from RefSeq and is a predicted model, not a curated record.